Carya illinoinensis is the source of this 3459-nucleotide messenger RNA. RefSeq names its product homeobox-leucine zipper protein HDG2-like. The record is from RefSeq and is a predicted model, not a curated record. NCBI's taxonomy places the organism in Eukaryota, Viridiplantae, Streptophyta, Magnoliopsida, Fagales, Juglandaceae. The coding region runs from base 788 to 2974 and encodes 728 amino acids. Gene Ontology annotation, biological process: regulation of DNA-templated transcription. Gene Ontology annotation, molecular function: DNA binding; lipid binding; DNA-binding transcription factor activity, RNA polymerase II-specific. The transcript is spliced from 14 exons.
UACGCUCGGCAAUUACUCCUCGCUGCCAAAUUUUUUCCCAUCUUCUUCCCCUUUCUCCCAUUCCUUCACUUCUCCAUUUCCUGCUCUGAAAAACUCUCUCUCUCUUUCCUCUUUAUAUAGUCUGUUCUUCUUCUGAUCUUCUUCUCUAUCCCAAUGCUCGUACCUAGAUUCCCAAAGCUCUUAUAACCUAAACCACGUUUGUAACCCCAAACGGUGGUUUCCCUGCAGCAAGUUAACCUCAAAACAGAUCUGACCCCUUCUCUUUCGGCCCCUUCUUUUCUAGGGUUCUAAAUGUUCUUUCAGUGGGCUGAAGAAAAAGAAAGGAAAACGACGUUGGUAUGAAAGAGAUAUAGAAACUAAGAAGGCAGUGUGAAUUGGCUACUCCGAGAUCUUCGUGGGCGUUACGUAUUUUUCAUUCGGUUUAUUACUGUGAUUUUGAUCUCUGUCAAAAGCCGUAUAAGAUUUGUCAACCCUAUCUUUCUUGACCACUGCCAGAGAAUCUAGGAAAGAGAUAUACGCGCCCUUCAAACACCUCUGAAAGGAGCCCCAAAAAAUUACGGUCCACACAUAUAUAUCCCAAGUGUGUAACAGCUAUAUAUUUAUAUACACUUAGUCAGGCCGGCUUCUUGGUUGUAAAAUAUGCCUGCCGGGAUUAUGGUUCCUGCGAGAAACAUGCCGUCCAUGAUUGGGAGGAACGGGACUGUCGGUGGUUUUGGAUCAUCCUCAGGGCUUACCCUUAGUCAGAUUGAAAACCCAUAAGCCUUCGGAAUCUUAAAGAUCUGUAGAUAUGUUCCAGCCUAACAUGAUGGAAGGUCAGCUCCACCAACUAGACAUGACUCAAAACACAUCCGAGAGCGAGAUUGCCCGCAUCCGAGAUGACGACUUCGACAGUGGCACUAAAUCAGGCAGCGAAAAUCAAGAAGGUGCCUCCGGUGACGACCAAGAUCCACGACCAAAGAAGAAACGCUACCACCGCCACACUCAGCACCAGAUCCAGGAAAUGGAAGCUUUCUUCAAGGAGUGUCCACACCCAGAUGACAAGCAAAGGAAAGAACUGAGCCGUGAAUUAGGGCUAGAGCCUUUGCAAGUCAAAUUUUGGUUCCAAAACAAGCGCACCCAAAUGAAGACUCAACAUGAGCGCCAUGAAAACACACAACUUAGGACCGAAAAUGAAAAGCUUCGGGCUGAUAACAUGAGGUAUAGAGACGCUCUAAGCAAUGCCUCCUGUCCCAAUUGCGGUGGUCCGACUGCAAUAGGAGAGAUGUCCUUUGAUGAGCAUCAUUUGAGACUCGAAAAUGCCCGAUUAAGAGAAGAGAUUGAUAGGAUUUCAGCAAUCGCAGCAAAGUAUGUUGGCAAGCCUGUUGUGAACUACCCUCUUCUUUCUCCUCCAGCUCCUCCCCGUCCACUUGAACUCGGAGUAGGGACUUUCGGGGGGCAGCCAGCGGGCAUUGGAGGAGAGAUGUAUGGUGCAGGAGACCUUCUUAGGUCAAUCAGUGCACCAACUGAAGCCGACAAACCUAUGAUAAUUGAGCUUGCGGUUGCAGCUAUGGAGGAACUAGUCAGAAUGGCACAAAUGGGGGAGCCCUUAUGGAUGACAAACCUUGAUGGCACCUCUACACUGCAUGAAGAAGAAUAUAUUAGAACAUUUCCUCGGGGAAUUGGACCAAGACCCACUAGCUUCAAAUGCGAAGCUUCACGAGAAACUGCUGUUGUUAUAAUGAACCACAUCAACCUUAUUGAGAUUCUAAUGGAUGUGAAUCAGUGGUCUACAGUGUUUUCUGGGAUUGUCUCAAGAGCUUUGACUCUGGAAGUACUAUCAACUGGAGUAGCAGGGAAUUAUAAUGGAGCACUGCAAGUGAUGACAGCAGAAUUCCAAGUUCCUUCACCCCUGGUUCCAACUCGUGAGAGUUAUUAUGUAAGGUACUGUAAACAGCAUGCCGAUGGGACUUGGGCAGUGGUUGAUGUUUCCUUGGACGAUUUGCGCCCCAGCCCUGCAGUGAGAUGCAGAAGAAGGCCUUCCGGUUGUUUAAUUCAAGAAAUGCCCAAUGGAUACUCGAAGGUUACAUGGGUUGAGCAUGUAGAAGUUGAUGAUAGAGGUGUGCACAAUCUAUAUAAGCAGCUUGUUAGCUCAGGUCAUGCAUUUGGUGCAAAACGUUGGGUGGCCACCCUAGAUCGCCAAUGUGAACGCCUUGCAAGCGCCAUGGCCUCGAACAUUCCUGCUGGUGAUGUUGGGGUCAUAACAAAUCAAGAAGGGAGAAAGAGUAUGCUGAAACUGGCUGAGAGAAUGGUCAUAAGCUUUUGUGCCGGAGUGAGUGCCUCUACUACACACACAUGGACAACGCUGUCUGGAACCGGGGCAGAUGAUGUUAGGGUAAUGACCCGAAAGAGCAUAGAUGAUCCAGGCAGGCCUCCAGGCAUUGUUCUUAGCGCCGCUACUUCCUUCUGGCUUCCUGUUCCACCAAAGAGAGUUUUUGAUUUUCUGCGUGAUGAAAACUCUCGAAGCGAGUGGGAUAUUCUUUCGAAUGGUGGCGUUGUUCAAGAAAUGGCACAUAUUGCUAAUGGGCGGGAUACAGGCAACAGCGUGUCUCUACUUCGAGUGAAUAGUGCGAAUUCAAGCCAGAGCAACAUGUUGAUAUUACAAGAGAGUUGCACUGAUCCAACAGCCUCUUUCGUGAUCUAUGCUCCGGUUGACAUUGUUGCAAUGAAUCUCGUACUAAACGGUGGGGACCCAGACUACGUGGCCCUUCUUCCCUCAGGAUUUGCUAUUCUCCCUGAUGGAACCUCAAGUACCCUUGGAGCUGGAUGCAUUGGAGAAGCUGGGUCUGGCGGCUCUCUCCUUACUGUUGCUUUUCAGAUUUUGGUUGAUUCAGUUCCCACAGCAAAACUUUCUCUUGGGUCAGUUGCAACUGUUAACAAUCUCAUUGCUUGCACCGUCGAGAGGAUUAAGGCUUCUUUGUCAUGCGAGAACGCGUAAUCUGUUCUUCAAACCUUGAGUUCAUGCAGUAAUUAAAAGGAGGAAAAAGCUAGCAAGGAAAUUAAGAUCAGAAACAAAGGUUGCGAGGAAUUUCCGCUUAUGUAUGAUCGAGAUCAUGGGAGAGAAGUCAAGAGCGCACCUUAAAAGAUCCUUUCUAAGCAGUACACAAAAGUGUUCAAGGAUUAGGGGUUCGGGUAUUGACUUCCUCGAACGAUUUAAAAAAUCAAAGAGCUCUUGUUAAAUGUUAAUUAUUAUAGGGGCGGACUGAUCCCUUUCAUUUUUCUUAACUUUGUAGUCAUCAGGAGGGUUAGGGUUUUGGAUCUGUGAAGCUGAACUAGUACGGACGUACGUACGCCUGUCUUCUUUUACCAUCAGCUUGUUUGCUGUUUAUUUCUGUGUUUUGUUUUCCCUGCUAGCGAACAAUGAUUUCUUUUUUCACCAUUUUAAGAGCUCUUGAAAUGGAUAUCUGGUUUUUUAUAGUCUAA